AAGGGAUAUAACUAAUUGAGAAACGCACUGCGAGCGUUAUUUACGCAUGGGCAAGUUAAUUUUCAAAUAGCUCCGUGGUAGAAUUGGUCUGCUCUUCAAACGGUUCACACUGACCAUAUUCUACCGGUAGAUUGAAUUAGAAAAAAAAAAGUUUACCUCCUCUUUUACCAAUUUCCAAUUUUCUCCCACACAAAUCACCGGACCGAAAAAUACCGCACGGACGUCUGCUUCAUUUUUUUUUUCUUUCCUUUCCUUCAAUUCUUCCCUUUAUUCUUCGAGUUCCUGCAACGAUUUUGAAUCGACUCACCGCAUAUUACAAGGAUGUUUUCGUCUUGGACACUCUGUUGCGGAAGAGUUCAGCAGCGAUGGGUGUUCGCGGUUAUGGGAUGUUUGGCGAUAACAGUAUCGUACGCGAUGCGAAUUACCCUGUCACUUGCCAUCACGCAGAUGGUAACAACCGUCGAAUCAUCCUCGAACAGCACGACCGUAGAUGAAAACACUUGUUCUGGAACUGUUUCCGCUUCAUCGAACAGCAAUACCGGCGACACUUACGAGUGGGACGAAUACACGCAGGGAAUCAUUCUGUCGAGUUUCUACUGGGGUUACAUAGUAUCCCAGGUACCAGGAGGAAUAUUGGCAGAUAAAUUCGGAGGAAAGUACACCCUUGCUGGAGCAAUACUGUCAUCGACGACGUUCACCCUGCUGACACCGUUGGUGGUGAGUAAAUUCGAAUCGACGGGAUUGAUAGUCCUCAGAAUCCUGAUGGGACUCGGUGAAGGGACGACGUUCCCGGCAGUGAACGUGCUCAUAGCAGCAUGGGCGCCACCGCAAGAAAGGUCGAAGAUCGGGACGAUGGUGAUGACGGGAACACAAAUCGGAACGAUCCUGGGAAACGCUUUGGCCGGAAUCCUGCUCGAGUAUUCGCCGAUAGGGUGGCCGCUGGUCUUCUACUUUUUCGGAGGUCUCGCUGCCUUGUGGGUGGUGACCUGGAUUCUCUUCUUCCACAGCAACCCGGACGUCCAUCCUUACAUCAGCGAAGCCGAGAAGAAGUACAUCCAGGACAAGAUAAGCGAGAACACGAGAAAGCACACCCAGCCGAUCCCCUGGCGCCACAUGGCGACCUCCCUUCCAUUCUGGGCUCUUCUCAUCGGCAAGUUCGGGCACGACUGGGGCUUCUACACGAUGGUGACCGACCUCCCGAAGUACAUGAGCAACGUCCUAAAGUUCUCCAUAACCUCGAACGGCCUUUUAACCGCUCUACCCUACGUGGCGAUGUGGAUCGUGAGUAAUAUAUCCUCCGUCCUUGCCGACUGGCUCAUAAAAAGCGGCAAGAUGACGACCACCAACGUCCGCAAGGCCUUCACCACAUUUGGCUCCGUCGGACCGGCGAUAUUCCUCGUAGCCGCGUCCUACGGCGAGUGCAACCGCGUCCUCGUCGUAAUUCUCUUCAUCAUUGGUAUCGGUUUGAUGGGACCGUUCUACCCCGGGCUAAUGGUGAACGGCGUCGACCUCAGUCCCAACUACUCGGGCACGCUGAUGGCGAUAAUGACCGCCGUCGGUGCCCUGGCUGGGAUAUUGACGCCCGAUGUAGUCGGAUUGCUGACUCCCAAUCAGACGGUGACGGAGUGGAGAAUAGUGUUCUGGAUUGCUUUCGCCGUGUUCAUGGUGACGAAUGUCGGUGUUUUGUUCUGGCAGCGAGGUGAUGUCCAAUACUGGAAUGACCUCGAGAACAACGGUCAAGGUCGCAAGGAUCCUGAGAACGGAGCGAAGCCCAGUGAACGGAAUGAGAGUCCGGAGGGCAAGGCCGACACGUAGAGAAACUUGUGUAAAAUUUUCAUUGGUGCCCACAUGCGUCUCGCUGUGUCGUGAUUCGUUGUUAAAGACAAUUGGACCAAGUUUCUUGAGCAAUCUCUUUGGUCCCCACACGCUGGUUUUCAUCCAACUCAAUUAUCAUGUGGCAAAAUGUUGUACCGACUCGUGUUAAAAUCUACAAAGUUAGGGGCACUGGUGGAUUUUCUUCUGAAUUCGGAACCGCCGUUUUCAGAUCUACUACAAAAAUUACGGUCUCUGUUUGAGGAUGUAAUUUUUUGCUAAUAGGAAAAUGGCUGCUGAAUUAGUAAACGAGUCAGACGCUUCGGACUCGGUUUCGAUGCUCUGAGCAAUCCAAAAAAAAAAAAAUACCACCAGUUUGACAUCAUUUUCAUCCGUGCUGUGAAGAUUGUACGUAAUCGUUUUGUGUGUGCAAAAAUCUCAUUUCUGCAUAAACAGUGUAUUUAUUCUAACAUUUAGUUCCUAAUAAAGUGACAUAAUGCGUUUCA
Molecule: messenger RNA, 2318 nt
Organism: Neodiprion virginianus
Lineage: Eukaryota; Metazoa; Arthropoda; Insecta; Hymenoptera; Diprionidae
Product: putative inorganic phosphate cotransporter
Exons: 3
Coding region: 322-1815 (497 amino acids)
Biological process (GO): transmembrane transport; monoatomic anion transport
Molecular function (GO): transmembrane transporter activity
Source: RefSeq, a predicted model, not a curated record